Molecule: messenger RNA, 390 nt
Organism: Prorocentrum cordatum
Lineage: Eukaryota; Dinophyceae; Prorocentrales; Prorocentraceae
Source: the annotation of a GenBank genome assembly
AUGGUCAUGCCUCAUGACCCCCAGGGUGUGAGACACAGCGCGAGGUCAUCCCGAGCGACUGACUAUCUGUACAUACGAGGUGCAUCCUGCCUUUGCCAGAGAGGCGGGGAAGAGGCAGCCCUGGGCGCACGAGGAGCACUCGGGGAGGCGCGCUGCACCGCACCGUAUACGCGCUUUUGGGUGCGCGGCGUCUCGAUCAGCACGGUUGCUGGCCAGCAGCCAGACCGCACGCGAGGCGGGCCGUGCGUGAUCUUGACACCAGCUUGCACCUCGGUGCACGAUGCCGCCCCCCUGCCGACUCUGACCAUCGGCCCUGGGUUCCGGCAGGAGCGGCGUCUUGAGACCGAGCUGCGCUGGGGCUCAAAAGAGAGAGAGAGAGAAGAAGAAGAA